UGCCAGACCACGGAGCCGUGUGGGUGACUGUAGCCAGCCGGUGGGGAACAAUUGGAGUCUGUGGCUGGAGAGCUUUCAUUUGUGAACUAAAGCUUUAAAUUCAAAUAUUUGAACAAAAUGGAAAAUUCUGCAAAAACAGAAGAUUGUGAGAAGAUCUUUGAAGAUGAAGAGACAGAUGUAGUUUCCAAAACAGAACUCUCCAUCAAUGUUAAUGAAAAUUUAACAACUUCAAGAAGUGAAUCUUCUGAUGGAAAGGACACUGAUAGGGUACAAGAAGUCACACCCAAAAAAAGAAAACUAGAAUUUCAGGAUAAUCCUGAUGUUGAGACUGCAAGUUGUGGAGAAGGCACUCCAUCAAAGACAAGAAAGGUAGAUAAUGAAAUUAUUCUUGAGGAAAGAGCUGCAGCAGGUGAUGAAGAGAGCAUUUCACGAAAGAGAAAGUUAGAAACUGAUGAUGUUCCAAAAGAUGAUACCUCUAGCUGUGGAGGCGGCACUCCUUCAAGAAAGAGAAAAUUGGAAGGUGAAGAUGUUCCUGUGAAACGCAAACGUUUAGAAGGACAUGGCUCAACAGUAGCUGCUUACUACAAUGAGCUUCAGGAAGUUGGCUUGGAGAAACGAAGCCAGAGUCGAAUUUUUUACCUUCGAAAUUUCAAUAAUUGGAUGAAGAGUGUCCUCAUUGGGGAAUUUUUAGAAAAAGUGCGACAGAAAAAGAAACGUGACAUCACUGUAUUGGACCUGGGAUGUGGGAAAGGUGGAGAUUUACUCAAGUGGAAAAAGGGCAAAAUUAGCAAACUAGUUUGUACUGAUAUUGCUGAUGUUUCUAUCCAGCAGUGUCAGCAGCGUUAUACUGACAUGAAGAAUCACUGUCGUGAUCAUGAGUAUAUUUUCAAUGCAGAAUUUGUAACUGCUGAUAGCUCAAAGGAACUCUUGACUGAUAAAUUUCGUGAUCCAGAGAUGUGCUUUGAUAUUUGCAGUUGUCAAUUUGUAUAUCAUUACUCAUUUGAGACUUAUGAACAGGCUGAUAUGAUGCUCAGAAAUGCUUGUGGGAAACUUAGUCCUGGAGGAUAUUUUAUUGGUACUACACCAAAUAGCUUUGAGCUCAUAAAACGCCUUGAGGCUUCAGAAACAGAAUCAUUUGGAAAUGAAAUCUAUACUAUACGAUUUCAGAAGAAGGGAGAAUAUCCUUUAUUUGGAUGCAAAUAUGAUUUUAACUUGGAAGGUGUUGUGGAUGUUCCAGAAUUUUUGGUUUAUUUCCCUUUGCUGAUUGAAAUGGCAAAGAAGUAUAACAUGAAGUUGGUGUACAAAAAGACAUUUUUGGAAUUCUAUGAAGAAAAGAUUAAGAAUAUUGAAAAUAAAAUGCUUCUGAAACGCAUGCAGGCUUUAGAGCCAUAUCCAGCAAAUGAGAAUUCCAAACUUGCCUCAGGAAAUGUAGGUGAUUAUGAACAUGCUGCAAAAUAUAUGAAAAAUAGUCAAGUUAGAUUACCUUUGGGAACCUUAAGUAAAUCUGAAUGGGAAGCUACAAGUAUUUACUUGGUUUUUGCAUUUGAAAAGCAGCCUUGAGCAUAAAACUGAUUUAGUCAAACAGAGUGGUUUAUCCCACCUUGUAUGGAAGUGGAGGAAGUGGAGGAUUCUCAAUCGGCACUAGCAGCUUUGUUUUCAUCUCUUUUUUUCUUUGUUUAUCUCUUCCUUAUUAAAAAAAUUGUUUCAAACAUGUAGGAUCCUUCAAAGAACCAGGGCAAACACAUUUGUCUGCCCUACAGCUCCUGACUGUGGCAGAUAAACUUUUAUAUGUGUGUAUAAAAAAUGAGCUUGGACAUUCAUCUCUUUAAAACAAUUAGUUUGCUUUCAGAAAUAGUCAGGGGAAAAAACCUGUUUGACUUUUCACUGAUCUGGUAGCUUUCAAAAAUUAUGUUAAAAGUACAACUUAUUAUUGAGGCAGCUGAGCCAUUACCCUUAUGCUCCAGUUUAUUCAGUGAUGUAUGUUUACAGUAUUACAUUUUGAGACUAUAGGAUAUGGGGCAAGAAAUCCAAGCUGUGAGUGUGUGUGUGUGUGUGUGUGUGUGCACGCACAUGUGCGUACUUGCAUAUGUGUAGUCUUAUUAUACUGUUUUCAACAUUAAAUGGUUUUCCAUUCUGUACAGUUUUGAAUGUUGGUGUUCUGAAUGUGCUGGCAAAAUACAGGUUUUCACAUAUCUGUUUUAGAACAUCUUAAAAUUCUAGGCAACAUUUUGUUACUAUAUUUAAUAGAAGCAAUAGCUACCUACUACUAGUAUACUACUACUAGUAUCGUUUAAUAUAUUUAGUAUAGUAGUAGCGUUUGUUUAGCUUAAGGCCCUUCCCAAAAAUAGAUAUUUUUUAGCUACAUAGCAUAGAAUUCUUUUAGAAUUUUUUUUCUACAGUAAUCUUUGCAGCAUUUCUUUUCUCCUUUGGAAGGAGAAAUAGUUCCUGCCAUCUAAAAUGCUUGAUUGUUAGAACUACAAAAUUCUAAGCUACUGCUUAUAAUGGAUUAUAGAUUUCCCUUAUUGACAACAAACAUGACUAUGCUAAAACACUUUCAUACCUUCUAAUGCAUCAUUAUUUGUAUCUAACUUCUGUGAAGGUUAUUUGAUCAGUAAACCUCAUGUCUAGCCAAGUUGCAGUAUUUCAUUUUUCUCACAAUUAAAAAAAAAAUCUCCCUUGGCACACUAAAAUGCAAAUUUUUUUCCCACUUGAUGUUUCUUUAUGAAGAGGAUUACACUGGUGAUAUGUGAUCAUAAAGUCAGUAGUUAGUAGCCAGAAGUCAGUAGGUUGAUGCUUGCUGAAGUAUAGUGAUAAGUACUGGUUUAAAUCAUUAGUGCCCUUUUGGUCCAAGAUUUUCUAAGCACCAUUGUUAGGGUUAAGGAAUGUCCAUGCCAAACCUACAGAGUACAUAUAUAAGGGAUAAAGGCAUAAGAAAGCAAAUAAAGGAGGAAAGGGGGUUGGUAAAAAUAAAUGGAAUAUGGAGUAGUGAAAUACUUUUGAAAGCUUCAGAUACUACUCCCUGAUCUCUCUUCUAUAGGCUGCUUACCUUUUAUUUGGCUAUAUAAUCACUUGUAUGGUAAGAGGAGAAUAUAUAAUUUACCAAACGAGGAGAAUUUUCCUGUAGACGCUUUAAUAGACGCUUUAAUGUUGAUAUCUUCAGCAAAUUAUUUGUUUUUAUUUGGUAAAUACAAGAAAAAAAUCUCUGAUAGCUAAAUGAUAGUACCUAAAGAGUUAAAUCUCCUUUGGUGACUUGUCAGUCAAAGGAAUACUGGCUAUGCUCUUAACUUCCAAAUAUCAGAACUGCUUUCAUUUCUGAGGUCAGCUAACAUCAGUAAUAUUAGAAACAAAUUUUUAUGGUACUUUAGUGUUUACAAGGUGAUUUCCUUUCAAUAUCCUGUGGAGCAUGCAGGGUAAGGAUUAUUUAUUCCCAUUUUAUAGUUGAGGAAACUGAGGCUAAGAGAACAACUUUCUCCUGGUCAGACAGGGUUAUUAUUAGUAAGUGUCAAGAUUCUGACUAAUAUAAUUUUCUUUCCACUAUACUUAUUUCUUUCUAUUCUAAUUCUGGAAUUUUGGGGGUAUGCUUGUUUGUUUUCAUAGUUCCUUCACUGUCUCAUGACCAGCCCCAAAUUAGUGUAUUAUAGUUGUUGGUAAUAGUACUGAGACUUAAGAUUUUCUUUUCUUCUGAUACUUGUAAAUGUACCACAGCUAUAAAUAAAUAUGGGCCAUGAAGAUUGAAUAAUAAAAUAAUGUCACUUUGUUAUGAA
Gracilinanus agilis (Agile Gracile Mouse Opossum) is the source of this 3764-nucleotide messenger RNA. It is a transcript of the gene RNMT, whose product is annotated as RNA guanine-7 methyltransferase. The record is from RefSeq and is a predicted model, not a curated record. Gene Ontology annotation, biological process: 7-methylguanosine mRNA capping. Bases 118 to 1560 code for a protein of 480 amino acids. Gene Ontology annotation, cellular component: nucleus. NCBI's taxonomy places the organism in Eukaryota, Metazoa, Chordata, Mammalia, Didelphimorphia, Didelphidae. The transcript is spliced from 11 exons. Gene Ontology annotation, molecular function: mRNA 5'-cap (guanine-N7-)-methyltransferase activity.